Molecule: messenger RNA, 3140 nt
Organism: Eutrema salsugineum
Lineage: Eukaryota; Viridiplantae; Streptophyta; Magnoliopsida; Brassicales; Brassicaceae
Product: histone-lysine N-methyltransferase ATX1
Exons: 20
Coding region: 209-2935 (908 amino acids)
Biological process (GO): regulation of transcription by RNA polymerase II
Cellular component (GO): chromatin
Molecular function (GO): protein binding
Source: RefSeq, a predicted model, not a curated record
ACCCGGCGGGAACGGAAAGCUAACUUCUUUCUUCUCCCUCCAAAGGUGGAGGAUUUUUUUUUUCUCCAAUUCUUGUUUCUAAACCCUAAUUUCUGUUACCCACGAAACCCUAGCAAUUUGGGGGUACGGUGAAGGGAAAAGAGAGAGAGAUCUAGAGAAAGGCAGCUCUUUGCGAAGCUUUGUGCCUUUCUCCUUCCGAAUAAUCUCAAUGGCGUGUGUCUCGGAUGAAACCCAGAUCGAAAUCGACACUCAAGACCACGUCGAAGCUCCGAUUCGCUACGCAUCUAUUGAGCUCAUGUAUUCAGUUCCCUCGUCGUCAUUGUGCAAUGUUGCCGUCGGUUCCCAGAGUCUGAUGUCCAAGAAGGUCAUCAAGGCCCAGAAGCUCUCGAUGAUUGAUCAAUUCGAGGUCCAAGGUAGCUGCGUGAGCUCCAUUGCCGACAAAUGUAAGCUGCUGACUCGGCGUCCUGAGAUUGUUUACGUUUACUGUCGCCGCCGUAAGAGGACACGGCGGGAGUCUUUCCUUGAGUCGGUGAACACUGAAAGUUUGAAGCUUGAUGAUGCAAGCGCUUGGUUUGAGGAAGAGAAGAAGCAGAAGCAAAGGAGGAUUGGUAAUUGCGAGCUGGAGAAAUUGGAUGUGGAUUGGAGUGGUCUAAGGAGUUGUGGGAAUAAGCAAAAUGGGUCAUCGCGAAGGAAAGGGAGCUCUGUCAAGAAUCAGGACAAGUUGUCUCUGGCUUCUACUUCAGCCAAGAGAUGGGUCAGGUUGAGUUACGAUGGUGUGGAUCCUAAAAGUUUCAUAGGGCUGCAAUGCAAGGUGUUUUGGCCGCUGGACGCUGUAUGGUAUACAGGUUCUAUUGCUGGAUACAGUUUAGAGAGAAAACGUCACAAUGUUAAAUACGAGGAUGGUUAUGAAGAAGAUAUAAAACUUGAUCGUGAAAGGAUCAAAUUUUUCGUUUCUCGUGAAGAGAUGAAUCUGUUACAUCUGAGCCUUUGUACUAGUGAUGUGACUCUUGGUGGCCAUGAUUACGAUGAGAUGGUUGUAUUGGCAGCUGCUUCGGAGGAUUGUCAAGAUUUUGAGCCUGGUGACAUUGUAUGGGCGAAACUAGCUGGUCAUGCUAUGUGGCCAGCAGUAAUUGUGGAAGAAUCUGUUAUUGGAGAGCGAAAAGGUUUAAACAACAAGUUAUCUGGAAGAGGAUCACUCUUGGUACAAUUUUUUGGCACCCAUGAUUUUGCUAGGAUAAAAGGAAAGCAAGCAACCUCAUUUAUCAAAGGGCUUCUCUCGCCAUCUCACUUGAAGUGCAAACAACCUCGGUUUGAAGAGGGCAUGCAGGAAGCAAAAAUGUAUCUGAAAGAACAUAGGCUUCCAGAAAGGAUGAGUCAACUUCAAAAAGGAGCUGAUUCCAAUUAUUCCGAUAGGGCCAAUUGUACAGAAGAAGGCAGCUCAAACUCGGGUGGUGAUCACUUUAAUGAUGGAGAAGUGUGGUUGAGACCAACAGAAAUUGUAGAUUUCCGGCAUCAAGAUCAUCCUACUGGUUACCGACCUGUUCGUGUUGACUGGAAAGAUCUCGAUAAGUGCAAUGUCUGCCACAUGGAUGAGGAGUAUGAGAACAAUUUGUUCCUGCAAUGUGAUAAAUGUAGAAUGAUGGUCCAUGCUAGUUGCUAUGGAGAGCUAGAACCUUGUGAUGGUGCUUUGUGGUUAUGCAACUUAUGUCGUCCUGGAGCUCCUGAUAUAACUCCACGGUGUUGUCUUUGUCCUGUAGUAGGAGGUGCUAUGAAGCCGACAACUGAUGGGCGAUGGGCUCAUCUAGCUUGUGCUAUAUGGAUCCCAGAAACAUGUUUAUCUGAUGUCCAAAAGAUGGAACCGAUUGAUGGGGUGAAGAAAGUCAGUAAGGAUCGCUGGAAAUUACUGUGCACCAUCUGUGGAGUAUCUUAUGGAGCUUGUAUCCAAUGUUCAAACUGUUCUUGUCGUGUGGCAUAUCAUCCACUCUGCGCGCGAGCUGCUGGUCUCUGUGUUGAGCUUGAGAGUGAAAAUCGAAUUUUCCUUCAAUCAACGGAGGAUGAAGAAGCAGAUCAGUGUAUCCGCAUGCUUUCAUUCUGUAAGAGGCAUCGACAAACUUCAACUGCCUGCCUAGAAUCAGAAGACAUGAUCAAAACCACUACUCAAAAAACUUCUGAGUAUCUCCCACCACCUAAUCCAUCUGGCUGUGCUCGUACUGAGCCUUAUAAUUUUCUUGGAAGAAGAGGGCGGAAAGAACCUGAAGCUCUUGCGGCUGCUUCUUCGAAGCGCUUAUUUGUUGAGAAUCAGCCAUAUGUUGUCGGUGGUUACUCCCGAAAUGAGUUUUCAACCUAUGAAUGCAUUCACGGGUCAAAAGUGUCACAGAUUAAUACUCCAACCAACAUCCUUUCUAUGGCUGAGAAAUAUAGCUACAUGAAGGAAACAUACAGGAAGAGAUUAGCAUUUGGGAAAUCAGGAAUUCAUGGUUUUGGCAUCUUUGCAAAGCUUCCGCACAGGGCUGGAGAUAUGGUGAUUGAAUACACUGGAGAACUUGUUAGACCUUCCAUAGCUGAUAAAAGAGAACAUCUUAUCUACAACUCAAUGGUGGGUGCGGGGACUUACAUGUUUAGAAUUGAUGAGGAGCGAGUCAUAGAUGCUACAAGGGCAGGAAGCAUUGCCCACCUGAUUAAUCACUCUUGUGUGCCAAAUUGCUAUUCGAGAGUCAUCAGCGUAAAUGGAGAUGAACACAUUAUCAUUUUUGCAAAGAGGGAUGUCGCUAAAUGGGAAGAGCUGACUUAUGACUAUAGAUUCUUUUCAACCGAUGAGCGUCUUUCAUGUUCAUGUGGCUUCCCAGGGUGUCGAGGUGUUGUUAAUGAUACAGAAGCCGAAGAACAACAGUCGAAAAUCUGUGUUCCUCGUUCUGCUCUAAUAGACUGCAUCUGAGAAAAGCUAUGAUACACCCUUUUUAUUGUUGUAGCUCCUUAUACUGAGAGUGAGAGCAAUGUGUUGUUAGUUUUGUUACAGUCCAUUUUUCUGUACAGAUAACUAAUUAGUGAGUAGUAACUAGACCGAUCACAGAAACUCUUUUGUAAAGCCACACUUACAUUCUCUUCUUCUUUUCAGAUUCCAUAGAGAACGAAAAGCUUUA